UCUGGUGCAGGCUGCUCCAUCAAAAUCCUCUCGGAAUACACGAGUGCGCUCAUCGACACCACAUUGUUGUUGUUGCUGCUGCUGCUGCUGGUGUUGCUGCUGUGUGCGUACACGUGAUCUGGAGAGUGGCUCCAGCUCGAGAAUUUCAUCGGGCUGGGCUGGUCCGCUGCAUCAAAAUCCUCUCGAAAUACACGAGUGCACGACCAGCAGUAGAAGUGUGUGCGAUUGUCGCAUCAUCAUCAUGCAUCAUGAGGGCCGGAGGAUGGACUGCUCGAAUCGACAUCGGUGCCCGACGAAAUAACCACAGCUGCAGAGUGACAGUCGACUUUUAGCUCAAGAAGGAAGACUUUAGCAACUCUUCGAUCUCCCUCCUUCUUCCUUGUAAUCCGUUCGUCCGUUCCUUAGCCUUGCCCAGCGGAUCGAUUGCGAGCUUCGAGGAGAUCCUUCAUAGAAAUGACGCCGCCCUGUGCAGAACGUCCGAGCACAGCGCAGGUCGUCGAUUUAGAUGUCGAUGUUCCUCCCCGAGUGGUGGAGGAGCCUUCGGGCGCCAGUGGAAGCGGAGAGAGCAAGCAAGAGGGAGAGGGAGAAGAAAAGGUCAGGGAUGACGAUGCGGAACGACCAGUCGACGAAAUCGAGGUCCUCGAGAUCUUCGAGGACCUCGAGCCAGUGGUUCCCGUUCCAAUUUCAACUCUAGACUCAAUGUCGGGUGUCUGGCAUGGUUUCUUCGGUGCCCGUGAACAAGCAGGAGAUGAUGCGGCUGGCGGCGCCUCUCGUUCGUACGUAGCACCUCCGAGAGCGAGUGAUGGAUUUCAAUCGAGUCCGCUGCACGACAUUGCUACCAGCAAAACUCUCGAGACGAUCCACCUGAAUGUGAACAUGUUGCCGGCCGGAGGGAAGGAGGCCAGAGCGCUACUGAGCUCGCUCAUGUCCGAUCCUGCUUUACAGAUGCUAGAGAUUGAGGGCGAGUGGAAGUCAGCGGGAUCAUUCAUGGCCGAGGGAUUGUGGAAGGUGAUCAGGUGUGCUCCCAAGCUCGAGGAGAUCCAUCUUCUCCGGCUCGGCGAGCUAGAUGCGCAGGACGUGAAGGGCUGGGCGGACGCUUUGGUGAACUGCACUCGGAGUUUGAAAGUGCUCGUGCUCGGAGAAUUGGAGGAAGGACACAUGCAGUUCCUGAUGAUGGCAUUCACCGGAGAAUUCUGCAAUCAAACGAUUCGCACGCUUUACUUCUACGCUCAGAGCGGCUGCAUUCCCGAAUCAUUCGAAGAUCGUCUCCCGAAACUGGUGUCCGCGAAUCGAUCACUGAAACGGAUUUGCAUCGACGAGUGGACGCUGGAGCAAACGUCCGUGGGCCUGUGGGACGACGUCGGCCACUCUUUGCAUUCGAACACGUUCAUCGAGUACCUCGAAAUAGUAAUCUCGACGAAGCGACAAUUAGAGGAGAAAGCUCGAGCAUUGCUGACUGCGGCGAAUCAGAAAUCAAAACCUGUCAUCAAAAUUCUGAUACCUCUGAAAUCGAGGCACUGGGCCAACGAAGCGUCGUGGAAAAGUCUGGCGAAACUCUUGGCCGAGUGCAACUCUGUGAAAUCACUCAGGCUGCACUUUCUGAGGCCAAUGUCGAUCCACAGCAGGAUACUCGACGUAUUACGGGAUAAUUUAUCGACCCUGCAGGAGCUGGAGUUGGUGGACGUAAGGGACCAGGAUGCAGGAAGCUGGAAGCGGUUCUUUCAUUCUCUGCGCUACAACACCAGCCUCACACACAUGCGGUUCAGGAAUAUCGUUGGCCUCGAUGAUGAAUCAUUCCGGGAACUUAUGGAACUGCUGAAAGCCAACUCGACUCUGAGAACGAUCGACUGUGACGGCACGAAGUGGAAAGCUGAUGGCAAAGGGGCUCUCAUCGACGAGCUUCUGAGGAAUAAUGUCCAAAGGGAGUCAUACCUUUCUGUUCUGAAGAAAGCCAAGUUGAAGUUUGACGAUGCCAGGGCUGCCCGUUUGCUGCUCUGUGGAUCCUCGAAUGCAGGCAAAACCAGGUUGAAGACCACGAUGAUGCGGGCUCGCAACAAACGCUGGCUGGAAACAGACAACUACAAGACAUGCAAGACCCUGGGCAUCGAAGUGGAGUUUCUGCAGAAUGAUGAGGACAUGCAGAUUGCAAUUUGGGAUUUAGCGGGCCAGAAGAAGUUUCGUAUCGUGCAGGAGGUGCUGUUCCCGAAAGCAGAUCAACCUUGCAUCUUCCUCUUCGUGUUCAGUCCCUUCAAUAACGUGAAGAAGAAUGCAACAUCUGAUCCCCAGGGACAACUGCGCGCAGAGCUACAAGAGUGGUUGCGUUUCGUGGCGUCGAACUCUUGCAAUGGAACGGUUCUUCCACGGAUGAUGGUGGUGUUCACGCAUCAGGACAAAGUCAAGAAACCCACAACCGAGUGGGCUCUCACCAUCGUCCAGGAAAUGCAGGAGGAGUUUCGAGGGCUGGUGGAUCUCAUCAUCGAUCCGAUUUUCUACAUCAACGCCAACAAGAAGAAGCACGUUCUGCCUCUCCUCGACAAAAUUCUUACCUCUUUCAAGGACUUGUUACACGAGAGGUCUGACAUCGUGCCCCAAAUCUGCUCCCAGCUCACCUCCAUUCUAGCAUGCCCUGGGGAUAACAUCCAGAGUAAUCCCAUAUGGAGCCGCGAGACAUUCUAUGAGUUCUGUUUCAAGAGAGUAGAACCCUUCAACUUCUUCAGGAAAAUAAAUCCACCCACGAGAGAGAUUUGGGAUGCUAUAGCAUCGUAUUUACAUGAUGUCGGCAGCAUCAUUUUGAUCUCGGAAGCUGAUCUCGUGGUUGUGUAUCCCAAUUGGCUCUCACGCCACUUCCUGGGAUCUCUCAUCAAACUCGGUCAUUCCUUGCCUGCCAACCGCAAAGCUUAUCAUGCCUUGACAAGAACUGCUUCCCUUAGAUCAUGCAAUUUGGCCGAGAGAGAUUUAGAAACGCUUCUACAUUCUUUCAUCAGCAAGCCCAGCUGUAUAUCCUGUUUCAAUGGAUUCGAAAAUCUGGAAACCUUGAAAUUACUUCUCCUGCGGCUAGGUCUAUGUUACAGAACGGUAGAUGGAGGUGAACCCCAUGUUGCCCGCUAUUUUAUGCCCAGCAUAGUCCAGGAAGGUCCACAACCCAACACUAACCUUCUCCGAUGGGAAGCCGAGGCAAAGGAUGAGGAUCUGCACAAUUACAUUGGCUUUCGACUUCUGUGCAAAGAUUUCAGGAGAACAUCGCUGACUUCAACUCUUUUUACGAGAUUACAGAUCGACUUGCGCAACAAAUUGACAGCCAACUCUACAUUCACAGCGGAGGUGAAGUCGUAUCAAGGAUACAGCAAGUUUUUCAUAGACGGGCAUGAGAUCAUCCUGGAGAAGUCGGUCGACGGAAGUCAUGUGGACACUUUAAUCAGAGGCUCGCGGAUGAAGAAGAGAAAGGAGACAGUCCAGUUCAUAAUGAAGCACAUCAUUGAUGAGAUUCAAGCAUUUUGUGCUUCCCCGCAAGGCUGUCCAGGGGUGAACUUCGCCCUCUCUGUACUUAGUUCAAGGAGCGUGCAGCUUCUGAUUCCAUGUGAGCACAGGAAUGACAAACAUGUGAUCCCGGUGGACCUUCUGAGACAACACCUGCAGCGCAAUGCCGAGGCCCAGUUGGAGGAAGAUGAUUUUGCAGAUGAGAGGAAGCUGUUAAGGUAUGAACAUGUUUGGCCUGAAGUAGCUGAUCUCAAUCUUCCACGCUACUCGCAGCCAGCGGAAGAUCUUCUUCCAAAUUGGGAGAGUGAAGUCGCGAGCAUUUUAGGAGACAUAAAAGGUAGAUGGAUGAAGCGUCUACAAAAUCUUGGUAGAAUCAUGGCAGAAAUGAGAGCAGAAGUGGACCACUACAAGGACGAGCGCACAGCACAAGGUCUACUGGCUCUAAUGGUUGGUGAAGCAAGUUCAGCCUGUGAGUCAAUACCGCAUCCUCCCACAGCUUCUCCUUCAGCAACACUUGCAUGUGAGAGGCAAAUCCAACAACCAGAGCUACUACUGCUUGACAAAUUGCAUGAUUUUAAGCCGGAGGCAAUCCUCGGCAACACAUUCAGCGGAGAUAGAGGAGUUCCAACAUCCGAGGAGACGCUCCAUGAUAUCAUUCGCAUGCAACACACACUGAACUCAAACUUGAUCACAUUUCAGUCCACGAUUGAGGAGCUGACAGGAUACUUCCAGUCCUUGGAGCAGGCAAGGACACCCAAGUUUCCGUUUUUGAGUUCGAAGGGUGAAAUUUUCUUGCAUGGGAUGCACAGGUUUGGAGCUACACACAUCGGCACUCCUGUGCGCCUGCAUUUCAUGUGUGAAUCCAUGCCGAAACCCCAUGCUGUGGAGGGCCAACGAGGUUUGGAGAUGGUAGUGGAGAUGAAGAACUUCGAAUACUUGAGAAAACUGUCCAUCAUUUCCACCAAAAUCGUAUGUUAUAAUUUAAAAGCAGGCUUGAAAAUCUAUGUCCGCUCGAGGCCACGCGUCUCACGGACCUCCACGGACCUCACCACAUUUGAAAAUAGGAUGCCUUCGUUCAUCAAUAAAGUUUUGGAGGAAGAUUUUAGACUAGACGAACAGAUAACAUCGUUGGAGAAAACUGAAGUUUGGCUGUGGUUAAGAGAUUUGCUUGAGUCCGAGCUGAAACAAAGCUACGCAAAUCCUUUUAAUCUCUAUAGAGUCCGAUACUCCAAACCAAAUAACGGUGGUUGUGCUUGGCUAUGCGACAAGUGCAUGUUUAGAGAGAUUAGAGAAGGCAAGUUGGAUCCAUUCCCAAUGGGCUAGAGCUGGCGCGUUGGAUUUAGUAGACUCAUUCAUUGAUUGGAGUACCCGGAAAGUUGGUGUGGUAUGCAGCAAAGUAAACAUAUUAUCAGUCUGUAGUAUGUAGGACUAUUAGACCGACCCCUCCAAGCUGCUUGGGUGCUUUGAAUUGCACAUAUGUGUACGUGUAUAUAUAAACUGUAUAGAUCGAUCGAGCUAAUAUCGAAUUCUUUAGACGCCCGCUGGAGUCUACAGACUACCGGUGGAGUCUCCAGCUGUGCUAUUGCAACUGGUAGUCCCUUGUAAAGCCUUGAAGAUUUGUUCCACAUUCUUCGCGCAAACUGCACAAGAUUCGUUUUCAGGUUGGAUUAAUUUUGUUGGUUGGUGUAGAGUUGUCAUCAGUAUAGCACAGAUUGUCCUGCU
Messenger RNA from Marchantia polymorpha subsp. ruderalis, 5199 nucleotides. NCBI's taxonomy places the organism in Eukaryota, Viridiplantae, Streptophyta, Marchantiopsida, Marchantiales, Marchantiaceae. The record is from the annotation of a GenBank genome assembly.